GACUAUCCCGUUUCCUAAUCAAACAAGAAGUCGUCCCAAAAAACAUAUAAACUUUCUGCAAUACCAAGAACAACACUAUCAUAUCCAUAUAAUUCUCAAUCAAUUAUGACAUUCUCAUUCAUACAAACCACAAAUUAUUGGCUUUCAGAGCAUCCAUCCAUCGUUAGCUUCCGUUGGAGCCACAUACAAUCAUGGGGCUCCACCUGGUUCUUCCUCUUCUCCGCCAUUGCCGUCUAUGUCGUCUCCGCCACCGCUCUCCACCUCCUCCUCUCCCUCCUCCUCCGUCGGAACAGUCGUGUCCCUUUGGGUCCCAUCCCUGCCCUUCACAGCCUCGUUAUGGCUUUAUUUUCGCUUAUAAUUUUCUUCGGCAUCCUCCUCUCCUCCGCCGCAGAGAUUCGUGACACGCGGUGGUUCUGGCGGCGCACGAAAACAAGCACCGCGUUUCAGUGGCUCCUCUGCUUUCCGCUCGGGACUCGACCCUCUGGGCGCGUGUUCUUCUGGUCAUAUAUAUUCUACCUCUCUCGAUUCCUACAUUUUCUCCAAACAUUCUUCACAAUCCUCACAUACCGAAAAUUGAAUUUCUUCACACUUUUCAACCAGUCUAGUAUGUUGUUGAUGUCCUUUAUCUGGCUCGAAUUCUCACAAUCGUUUCAAGUAAUUGCGAUUUUGCUGACGGCAUUGCUGCACUCAGUGGAUUAUGGGUACCAGUUCUGGACGGCGAUUGGGCUUCCGAGCGCAUGCUUCCCGUUCGUGGUAAAUUGUCAGGUGGUAUUGCUGGGUUGCAAUUUGGUUUGCCAUUCAGGGGUGUUUCUGGUGCAUUUGUUGAAAGGUGGGUGCAAUGGCAUGGGAGCUUGGGGUUUGAAUGCGGUCUUGAAUUGCGUCAUUUUGUUGCCGGUAUUGAGAUUCUACUUGAAAUUGCGUUCGAGGAAAAGAAAGAUCUCACAAGAAGAUGUUUCUUCUUCAAGGCACGGGUCGCGGAAUCUAAAAGAAAAGGAGAGUUGAAUGUUUGCUUUGAGAGUUGAAUGCUUGUUUUGAUUUCAAUUUUUGAAAACGUUUAUAUGAAUUUUUCGUUUGAAGAGGAAAAAUAGAAAAUUAUUGUAAAUACCCAGAUGAGAACUAUUUCAUUUUU
Messenger RNA from Tripterygium wilfordii, 1129 nucleotides. RefSeq names its product elongation of fatty acids protein 3-like. The transcript has a single exon. The record is from RefSeq and is a predicted model, not a curated record. Gene Ontology annotation, molecular function: fatty acid elongase activity. Lineage: Eukaryota; Viridiplantae; Streptophyta; Magnoliopsida; Celastrales; Celastraceae. Gene Ontology annotation, biological process: fatty acid elongation, monounsaturated fatty acid; sphingolipid biosynthetic process; very long-chain fatty acid biosynthetic process. Gene Ontology annotation, cellular component: endoplasmic reticulum membrane. Bases 106 to 1002 code for a protein of 298 amino acids.